Molecule: messenger RNA, 3289 nt
Organism: Pseudonaja textilis
Lineage: Eukaryota; Metazoa; Chordata; Lepidosauria; Squamata; Elapidae
Source: RefSeq, a predicted model, not a curated record
GAACUGUGCUAUUCUGCUUUUCCUAUCUCUAGCGUCGGAUAAAGGGAAAAUGGGGUCCUUCGGCUCGGGCGCGCGCGCGCGGCACCUGCAUCGGCCGGUGAUUGGCUGAGAGCGCCGCCGCCGAGGCGCGGAGGACAAGAAGAAAUCGAGGGAGGUCGGAGCGCGGCCUUUCCCCGCUGGACGGCAUGGAGGAGUUGGACGUGGAGCCGUCGGUCACGCUUAUUCCAGGAGUGAACUCUGACCAGAAACAGUUAUGCUUUACAUGGGGACCCACAGAGAUGUUGGUGUGCGAAACCUUGUUUAGGCCAACAGAGGCUAUAGAGAAGACUCCAGGUUGUCCUUUUGUCUAUGUGGUACGCAAAGAUCAAGAUGUUUAUUCUCAGACUUUGCGGAAGCUUUUCAAUGAAUCACACGGGAUCUUUGUUGGACUCCAGAAGAAUGAGAAAGAAAAGGCUGGAAAGUCAAGAACUGCACAAUUGGUUGGAGUAAGCAAAAGCUAUCGAUCGGUUAUAAGAGCCUGCAUGGAAGAUUCACAUCAGAUGGCUAUAUCUGCACGGGAUUCUGCAAUGCAUGUGCACUACAGCACUCAGGUCUCUAUUUUGUCUGCAAUGGAGUUGAUCUGGAAUCUCUGUGAAAUCAUGUUUAUUGAAGCUGCUCCAGCGGGUUUGGUGUUAUGUCACCUGCUUGAUUGGGUCCGUCUUCAUGUGUGUGAAAUAGACAACAUGGUUUGUGAAGUUCUGAGGAGUGAGAAUCCAGCAAAACAUGAAAAUUUCUGGAAUGUGGUAACUGGUUAUGUGCUUCAGGGUAGAAUGGAUGAGGCCCGGCAAUUACUUUCUAAAGAAGCUAGUACCAAACCCACUUCAGUGCACAUGUGCAAAGUUUUAGAUGAGCUGAUGAAGAAGAUGCCUGUUCUCAGUCCUAGCAGUAACCAGACUUUGACAGAGAUGGAGUUGAAAUGGCAGCACUGGCAUGAGGAAUGUGAGAGGUUUCUGAAAGAUGGAACAUUUGCUUCUAAUUCUCACAUGGAAGACCUUUGUAAGAUCCUACUUGGAGAUGAGAAUGCUAUUUUGGAAAAGAAAGAGCUAAUGACAACCUGGUACCACUUUCUUGUGACCCGGCUAUUAUAUUGUCAUCCUACCGUGAAGCACGUGGAACUCCAUCUUUAUGCCCAGUCCAGCCUGGACAUGUUUCUGGGAGGAGAAAGCAGUCCGGAACCAUUAGACAGCAUCUUAUUGGCAGCUUUUGAAUUUGAUAUCCACCAAGUGAUUAAAGAAUGCAGCAUUGCCUUGAGCAACUGGUGGUUUGUAGCUCAUCUGACAGACCUCUUGGACCAUUGCAAUCUACUCCAGUCCCACAAUCUUUACUUUGGUUCCAAUAUGCGUGAAUACCUCCUGUUAGAAUAUGCUUCGGGACUCUUUGCCCAUCAUAGCUUAUGGCAACUUGCAGUUGACUAUUUUGACUAUUGUCCAGAAUAUGGUAAAGCAUACCUAGAGCAUCAUAUUGAACGGAUUUCCUUGGAUACAGAGCGUAAAGCCCUGAAAGUACUGAGGAUUUGUGAACAGAGAUCAAUGACUGAACAAGUUCGUAGCAUCUGUAAAAUCAUGUCCAUGAAGGCUGUCCGGAACAAUCGUCUUGGCUCAGCGCUAUCCUGGAGCAUCCGAGCCAAAGAUGCUGCUUUUGCUACCCUUAUAUCAGACAGAUUUUUGAGAGAAUAUUGUGAAAGAGGUACUUUCUCAGACUUGGACCUCAUUGACAACUUGGGUCCAUCCAUGUUGCUUAGCGAUCGACUAACAUUUCUUGGAAAGUACCGGGAAUUUCAUCGCAUGUAUGGGGAGAAGAAGUUCUUUGCAGCAGCCAAACUGCUACUGAUGCUGAUGACAGCUCGUAUCGCUCCUUGCUCCUUCUGGAUGACUUUGUUGACCGAUGCACUUCCUCUCCUAGAACAUAAAGAGGUGAUAUUUUCUGCUGAUCAGACAUACGAAUUGAUGAAAUGCUUAGAAGAUGUGAUGGCAGCAGAGCCAAAAAAAGAGAAGCUCCAGGAUGAUGAUGCAGAGAUAAUGAAGGUGGAAAUGUUAAGGCUUGCUCUGGCACGAAACUUAGCAAGAGCUAUCAUUAAAGAGGGCACACUGGAAGAAUCAUGAGCAGCAAAUUAAAAUGGUUCUUAAACUUUACUUUGUUAACUUAGUGUACAUACCAGGGUUAUUAUUUUGAUAAAAAUAAAUUUCAUAUUUUGCAUUUCUUUUAUCAUUCUUUUUGUGGUAAAUUUCAAGAAACUCAAGUUUUUGCAAACUUACAAUCUUAUAAGAUGGAAAACCCAUCUUGUAAUUAAAAUAACCCAAAUUGUUUUAUUCAUGCAAGUUGAAACAAAUCAUUUCAUUUGCUUAUUUUAACUUUAAACCCAGGGGCCAUCUGAUCUCCUUGCAAUAAAUCUUGAGUUCUCUUUACUCAAGAGUUUAAAAACAAACCAGAAGAUACUUGGGUACAUAUAGUAGUUGAUAUUUAGCCAUAGAGCUUUGUUUACAUCACAGUUACUGUAAAGAAACAUGUAGGACAGGUUGUUAACUCCAAUAAUUUUCAGACAAAAAUACAAUUUAGUAGGAAGUGGCUGCAAGGUAGCUAAAGCAGAGUAGAGAAAGUAUUUUUAUUGAGCGUGCAGAAAAACAAAUGCGUCCAAUAUAUAUUUACAAUCUUAGUGUUUGAUAGAAAGCUGCAACUUCAGCCUGUGAACAGGAACAUUCAUAAAUAAUUUCUAAAGCUUGUAGUACAUUUCCACACAGUGAGACUAUGAAAUCUUUCUGUUGGAUUAUACAGCAUGGACAGAGUGGCACUGCUGAUAGCAUGAAAGAAUUUGGCAGAAAGCCCUUGUGCUUUGUGUGUGUGUGUGUGUGUGGUUUCCUCAAUCAGAGUGAUUUGCAGACCAUCUCUUAACAGUGAAAUCUGCUCUGUACAAGUAAGUAUGGCACUGGGGCAGACUUAGAAGCUGAAGUAAAAUGCUGAUAAUCAGAUUAUAAUAUUAGAGAGGACGAGAUCAAGAGCAAAAAAAAAUACUGCUGGGCUCAGCUUUACAUAAUGCGGCCCUGAUACCACGAGUUUGGCUAAUCGGACGAUCUCCUCACAGAUUUGAAAUUGGAUCCCUUCAAAAGCCAAUGAGGUUCUUUCUGUUGUGUGGUUAACUGUAUCUUGUCUACAGAAGCUUAACGCAAAGAAGUCACAGCCAUUGUAACGGAGGUCUGAUCCUCUCACGAUCUCUUUAAUACCAAAAUGUUGCAAAAUUUAAAACUCCCACACA